AUCACAUGUAUAUACUGUAUUUUAUACCAUCUAUUGCACCUUGCCUAUGCCGUUCGGCCAUCACUCAUCCAUAUACUUACAUGUACAUAUUCUCAUUCACCCCUUUAGAUGUGUGUGUAUUAGGUAGUUGUUGGGGAAUUGUUAGAUUAAUUGUUAGAUAUUACUGCACUGUCAGAACUAGAAGCACAAGCAUUUUGCUACACUCAACGUUAACAUCUGCUAACCAUGUGUAUGUGACAAAUAACAUUUGAUUUGAAUUGAUCAGCAGUACAAUUUGUUUGGCAAUGUGAUUGGGUCAGGCAUUCCACCCAUUUCCACUGUUAUUUUCUUGCUGUCUGAGCGGGUGGCAGGUAUUACAGAAUGGAAGCUCAGGCGUGUAGUGUCAGGACUCUGGGAGAAUGGGAGCAAGGUUGGAAAGAGAGAGAUUGGCUUUCAGUACUUACUUUAUCUUUUCAUAUUACCGCAUCUCUAUCUGUAGUUCUCAAGGAAUUACAGAGUGUAAUAAUUAAAGACGUGACUGUCAUCUGAAUAGGCUUAUUGUGUGAAAUGACUGAGAUGCCUUUCACUGCCCUUUUCAGUGGUACAACAUUGCUAAUUUUUCUUAUGUAAUAGGAUGUUGGAGAGUUAUAUUGACAAGGUUCUCUGUGGACGGAAGGGAGUCCGGUUUUUCUUCCCACUAUGUGGGAAAGCUGUUGAUAUGAAAUGGCUUGCAGAUAUGGGACACCCAGUUGUUGGUGUGGAUAUAGCUGAGAUGGGUAUCAGGCAAUUCUUUGAAGAUCAGAAGUUGAUCUACAGUGAAGAAGUGGUCCCAGCAAUACCUGGUGCCAAGGUUUACAAGGUAGGAAGAAGACCAUGCACUUCGGUUCGCAUCCUGAGGGCCAAACUCGUUUGCGUGUCCAUCCUUCCAUCUACUCCUUUUGUGGAUCAUAUUGAUUAUGCCUUAACUGAAAAGUUCAGAUGGAAAGAUAUCCUUGUACCAGUGUGACCAAUACAAAUUCUCCAGGUAAAGAUCAUUUGAACAGUAACCCAUUUCCCUGUAUUUCUUAUGUAAAAGGGUAACAUAUUUUUCUAAAACUAUGAACGUUUGUUUUUUAAGUACCAUUGAGCCACAGAGGCUCCUUGGUAGCCAUCAAUCCACGGGAAUCCUCUGAGAUUCAACAAGAAAGCACAGAUUGUUUUGACACAAGUUAUGUCUGUAACCAGGGGCGAAAAUCUGAUAUCAACUUUGGAGGGGACAAUUACAUUACAUUUUCUCAAGAGCAAUUCCUGAGGGGGACACCAAAAGUAGUGCUGUAACACAUAGCCUAUGUUUAAUAUGGUAAAUGUAUAUUGAGGAACCAAAGAAAUAAGGUGUUUG
Messenger RNA from Salmo salar (Atlantic salmon), 1357 nucleotides. Its product is annotated as putative thiopurine S-methyltransferase. Lineage: Eukaryota; Metazoa; Chordata; Actinopteri; Salmoniformes; Salmonidae. Gene Ontology annotation, molecular function: thiopurine S-methyltransferase activity. The record is from RefSeq and is a predicted model, not a curated record.